CGACGAUAAAUCUCGGGGUGAAAAUCAUGGGCUAUUCCCCUGGACGAUAUCUUCAUGUCGGCACCGAGUUCUUCAACUGUGUAUACUAUCUACCCAAUCGCUAUAUUGCCACGCGUUUCAACUGCCAUUUAAGGUAUUGAAUGGUCCACAAUUUCAAUUGUAGAUGAGUUAUUUAAAUGUACUUAAGUCCAAAGACUCCCUGGAUAAAAGUUUGGUUACUUGCUUGAAAUUCUAUCGCUCAUCUAUACUUUCAUUAUGUUGACCCCUUUUGCCUCGUCGCUUAUGCUGCUCCUGCCAGCUCUGGCAACCGCUCGCGUGGCACAUCAAUCUCGAGCUCCUGUCAAUAGCACUGCAUGUGCUCCAGUCCAUUUGAUUAUCGCCCGUGGAACGACUGAGAGCUACCCUGGGACUCUCGAGAGCUUGGCCGGGUUGAUUACCGAUGCCAAUCCAGGCACUGAUUACGAAAGUGUUAUAUCCUGCUACAGACGAGACUUCCUCACUUCCACAAACAGCUAUGCUGAAGGGCUUGUGGCUGCUCAGGACCAGUUUAAUGCUUAUGCAGAGUCAUGUGAAGAUUCGAAAAUUAUCUUUCUAGCCUACUCUCAAGGUGCUAUGGUUGUUGGAGACAUGCUAGCUGGUGGAGGCGGAGAUGAGAUUCUCGGUGCUGGAAAUGGAUCACUCCCCAUUAACUCGAAAGUUGGGGAACGCAUGACAGCUUUAGUCCUAUAUGGCGAUCCAAGACACAUCCCCAACGAGAGCUUUGAUGUCGGGAACAACAAUGUAACUGGCAAAUAUCCAAGAACUGCUUCACAGAUUUCGGUCUUCGAAAACCAAUAUGCUUCAAAGAUUGCAGACUACUGCAAUGUUGACGAUCCAGUAUGUGCUAGCGGUACUAAUCUUACAGCUCAUCUUGUAUAUCCUCAAAAUUGGGAUAUCACCGCUGCUGCUUGGGUUCAGACUAUGUUAAAAGGAUAA
Botrytis deweyae is the source of this 975-nucleotide messenger RNA. RefSeq lists its product as uncharacterized. Gene Ontology annotation, molecular function: hydrolase activity. NCBI's taxonomy places the organism in Eukaryota, Fungi, Ascomycota, Leotiomycetes, Helotiales, Sclerotiniaceae. The record is from RefSeq and is a predicted model, not a curated record. Bases 256 to 975 code for a protein of 239 amino acids. The transcript is spliced from 3 exons.